AUGUGGAUCCGAUCACUACUUUUAUUCCCACUUAAGAUAAUACACGGAGACCAAAACCUAGAAGACAAGCAAGACUUGCAAACAGUGGACACUCCGAAGUACAACUUCAAUAGUUUUAUAAAUGAUAGUACUAAACAGCUAUACCAACGACGACUGGAUGAAAAACUACGAGAAAUAGAGAGACAAACAUUUUCAGACAUUUACGAGAAUAUUAUUGCUAGUUUACACCAGGCCUCUAAGGAGACAUUCGGGACACAGCAAAACAAAAUUAGUAACGAAAUAUGGUGGAACGAAGAAAUCGAAUAUAUGGUAAAACAGAAAAAAGAACAGCAUCUAAACUGGCUAAAUACAAAAAAUACUGAAGACCAUCAAACUUACAAAGAAACCGAUAGACAACUACGAAAAAUGAUAAAACAAUAA
Messenger RNA from Diabrotica balteata, 420 nucleotides. The record is from the annotation of a GenBank genome assembly. Lineage: Eukaryota; Metazoa; Arthropoda; Insecta; Coleoptera; Chrysomelidae.